ACAUACGAAUCUAUAGCUCUCUCUUCUCUCUCUAAGCUCUAAAGUCUAAACUGACAGCCGAAGUCUUAUCUCUCUCUAGGAUGAAGCAGACCAUCGCCACCACCGCCUCUGCGCACUUCCGCCGCUGUCCGCCCUCUCUCUCUUAGAUGAUGAAACUAUCCAUUUCUCCUUCCAUCAUCUUCUCCGUCGUCAGUGUUACAUUUCUGUCUUUCUUUUUCUCGUUACCAUUGACCACCCAUGCCUUGGGAUCCAGUUCCACACUCGCUGUCACCUCCACCUCCGUGUGCGGCAUCGUGGGGGAGAAGUCCACCCAGAGCAUCAUAUGCUAUAGAAUAAGUGGCGAUAUUAUAAGCGUCGAACCCAAUGUCUCCUUCUCUGCUAUUUCCGGUGGGCAGGACUUCUUCUGUGGUCUCCGGUCCGGCGGUUACGCUUUCUUGUGUUGGGACACAUCCAAUUCAAGUGAUAAUUCGAGUUUCAAUAACCCAAAAAGAGUUUACUUUAACACCACUGUUCUAUUACAGAAUCUCGCGGUUGGUGAGAAUCAUGUUUGCGCGAUUGUAAACGACACAGCGAAUGCCAAUGGCACCGGUACUGUUAGAUGCUGGAGAGGCGAUGGACAUGUCAGCAACCAAACGCCGGCAGAUGGUGAUCAAUUUGAGUCAAUCUCAUCUGGGAAUGGAUUUUCGUGUGGGAUUUUGAUGAAUAGUAGCAGGAUUCGGUGUUGGGGAAACAACCCAAUAGCGACAAAGAUAGAGUCCGAAUUUGGGAAUAUGCCAAUGGGUAGUAUUGCAGCGGGUGGUUCCCAUGUUUGUGGAGUGAAUUCAACUGGGUUCUUGGUAUGUAAAGGGGAUAAUAGCUCUGGUCAGUUAGAUGUUCCUUUGAAUUCUGCAUUAGAGUAUUCGCAAUUUUCACAAUCAAAAUUGGCUCUUGGGGAUAAUUAUAGUUGUGCACUAAGAAGAAAUGGAUCGGUGGUUUGUUGGGGAGGAGGAGGAGGAGGAGGACUAGGACUAUUUCCUGUGGGGAUUUCCUUUGAGUCGAUUGUUUCAGGGGCUAAUAUCACCUGUGGAUUGAUGACCUUGAAUUUUUCGAUAAUGUGUGGCGGACCUGGGUGGCCUAAUGUGGAUAACUCUGGGAUUCAGAUUCUUCCAUUCACAGACAAAAUUCUUCCAGGGCCUUGUGUGCAAUCUUCUUGUGAAGGUAAAUUGUAUCCGGAUUCUGCUAGCUUGUGUUCUGGUUCAGGGAAUAUUUGCUACCCUCCUGAGUUAAAUGUUUCACUACCACCACCCCCAUUCCCGCCUUCACCUCCACCGCCGGUGAUAUUGUCUUCUCCAUCAUCUCCGUCCAAAGAAUUGAAAAAUGGGUUAUUGGCGUUUGCCAUUGUUGGUUCUGUAGGAGUUUUUGCAGGUAUUUGCACUAUUAUUUACUGCUUGUGGGCUGGAGUUUGUUUUGGAAAAAAGAAAGUGCACAAUUCUGUUCAACCCACAAUAAAUAGAGCUGGUUCAAAUGGAGGCACCACAUCAAACCAUAGCGGUCUUAUUUCGAGAUCAUCAACGAUUAGGCGGCAGAGCUCAAGGGCAAUGAGGCGCCAGAGGAGUGGAACCUCAUCGAAACAUGCAGAUAGGGCUGAGGAAUUUAGUCUAGCUGAGCUUGCUGCUGCUACAAAUGACUUCUCACUAGAGAACAAGAUUGGUGCAGGGAGCUUUGGUGUUGUUUAUAGAGGCAAAUUAGUUGAUGGUCGCGAAGUGGCGAUCAAGAGAGGGGAAACAGGCCAAAGGACAAAGAAGUUUCAAGAGAAAGAGAGUGCAUUUGAAUCUGAAUUGGCAUUCUUGUCAAGGCUUCACCACAAGCAUUUGGUUAGGCUUGUUGGGUAUUGUGAAGAUGGGGAUGAGAGGCUUUUAGUCUAUGAUUACAUGAAGAAUGGAGCUUUAUAUGACCAUUUACAUGACAAGAACAAUAUUCAAAAGAAGAGUAGUGUGAUAAAUUCCUGGAAAAUGAGGAUCAAGAUUGUAUUAGAUGCUGCUAGAGGAAUUGAAUAUCUUCACAAUUAUGCAGUACCACCGAUAAUUCAUAGAGAUAUCAAGUCUUCUAACAUAUUGCUCGACUUGAAUUGGACAGCAAGAGUUUCAGAUUUUGGACUGUCAUUGAUGGGUCCUGAAUCUGAAAGAGAUCACAGGCCAAUGAAGGCAGCAGGAACAGUUGGCUACAUUGAUCCUGAGUAUUACGGUCUAAAUUUAUUAACAGCAAAGAGUGAUGUCUAUGGCCUUGGUGUGGUAUUAUUAGAACUUCUGACAGGCAAGAGAGCUAUAUUCAAGGAUGAUGAAAAUGGAGGCACACCAACAAGUAUAGUGGAUUUCGCAGUGCCUAGAAUUAUGGCUGGGGAAUUGGUUAAGGUUUUGGACCCCAGGGUCGGUCCGCCGCAGCUUAAUGAAGCAGAGGCUGUGGAGCUCGUAGCAUAUACUGCACUUCACUGUGUGAAUUUGGAAGGAAAAGAUAGGCCAACUAUGACUGACAUUGUUGCUAAUUUGGAGAGAGCGUUGUCUCUCUGUGAUGGUAGUCAUGGCAGCAUCUCCGGUGAUACAAUCUCAAUUGUUUCAGAAUGAAAAAUUCAGCCCAGAAAGAGCUACAAAAAAUAACUUUUUUCCUUUAUGAUUUUUUCUUAGAUAAUUGAUUUGAUAUAGUUUUGGAAUUGGUGUAAACAAUCAGGAGCUCCCUUUUUUUUUCUGAAUUUUAGAUGAAUUAGUUGUUUCAUCUAACAUUUGUAAUUCAUCUAACAUUUAGCUGUAGUGUAGGAUUUUAUGAACACUGACAGCAAUGAGAAUGAUUAAAUGAUUUUAUUUUCAUUAAGAA
Hevea brasiliensis (rubber tree) is the source of this 2847-nucleotide messenger RNA. RefSeq names its product putative serine/threonine-protein kinase-like protein CCR3. The record is from RefSeq and is a predicted model, not a curated record. The transcript has a single exon. Bases 147 to 2600 code for a protein of 817 amino acids. Gene Ontology annotation, biological process: protein phosphorylation. NCBI's taxonomy places the organism in Eukaryota, Viridiplantae, Streptophyta, Magnoliopsida, Malpighiales, Euphorbiaceae. Gene Ontology annotation, molecular function: ATP binding; protein serine/threonine kinase activity.